ACCAAAUCGUCAAGGAGUUUCCGGAGAUUCCCUCUCGUUUGAUUCUGCGUCUGUUUCCAAGUCUAAUUCUUUUGAUUCAGAUUGAUAGGAGUUUCCAGAUUCUCAUAUAGUUGGCGAUUAGGAUGUUGAAGUACUGAUGCAUGCAAAGACGAGAGCAUGUUAUCAUUAUAAAGGGUGGAGCUUGUUACAUGAUGAGACAGAACAUACGUGGUGGGAGGGUUAAGUUAGAGCCUAUGGUGAUGCCUCAGUUUGAAUUUGACCACGCUGAGAAAGGAGAUGAUCUCUACGGUCAAGACAGAGUCAAAGAAUGGAGUAUUGGGAGUUUUCUUGUGUCACGGAGUGGAGGAAGUCUUGUAGUUUUCUGUCUUGUUGUCUUGUAGCGUUGGGAGUAAACUUGUAGUUUUCUGUCGUGGAGGAAGUCUUGUAGUU
Raphanus sativus (radish) is the source of this 429-nucleotide messenger RNA. RefSeq names its product ferritin-3, chloroplastic-like. The coding region runs from base 141 to 380 and encodes 79 amino acids. The record is from RefSeq and is a predicted model, not a curated record. Lineage: Eukaryota; Viridiplantae; Streptophyta; Magnoliopsida; Brassicales; Brassicaceae. The transcript has 4 exons.